AUGAAUCUAAAAGAGGUGAGCCAUUCUGUUAUGUAUUCUGUUAGAGAUUUUUUUCCGAGUUUUUUCCUUGUGAACUGCUAUAUGAAUGGGCUGUUAAUUGUGUUUUGGAAUUUAGAAAUUCUGCAGGUUAGUUUUUUGUUAAGUUGGGAUUCGCUUACAGGGGAGUUUGGAAAAUGGUUGGGUGAAAUUCUAUUUCAGGCUGAUUAUUUGGACUAUGACGAAGGUUUGAAACAUGAAGGACAUGAAAUGUUGGUACAUGAAGAUCUCAGAAUUUGA
Molecule: messenger RNA, 276 nt
Organism: Vicia faba (fava bean)
Lineage: Eukaryota; Viridiplantae; Streptophyta; Magnoliopsida; Fabales; Fabaceae
Source: the annotation of a GenBank genome assembly